GGUCGCGGGCGGGAGGGGAGGAGGCCCGAGAGAGGUUGCUGCGGAGGCCGCGAGCCGGUGACUGGGCGCGAGGCGGCCGACAGCGGCGGCGGCGGCAGCGGCGGCACCACCAUGUCGCGCUCCGUGCUGCAGCCCAGUCAGCAGAAGCUGGCGGAGAAGCUCACCAUCCUCAACGACCGGGGCGUCGGCAUGCUCACCCGCCUCUACAACAUCAAGAAGCAAGGACAAGUUUGGAAGGCUUGUGGAGACCCCAAGGCAAAACCAUCCUAUCUUAUUGACAAAAACCUGGAAUCUGCUGUGAAAUUCAUAGUUAGAAAAUUCCCUGCGGUAGAAACUCGGAACAACAAUCAACAGCUUGCUCAACUACAGAAAGAAAAAUCAGAAAUUCUGAAAAAUCUGGCAUUAUAUUACUUCACAUUUGUAGAUGUUAUGGAAUUUAAGGAUCAUGUUUGUGAAUUGCUGAAUACCAUUGAUGUUUGCCAAGUUUUCUUUGAUAUUACUGUAAAUUUUGAUUUAACGAAGAAUUACUUAGAUUUGAUCAUAACCUAUACAACACUAAUGAUACUGUUAUCUCGAAUUGAAGAAAGGAAGGCAAUCAUUGGACUAUACAACUAUGCUCAUGAAAUGACUCAUGGAGCAAGUGACAGAGAAUACCCACGACUUGGUCAAAUGAUUGUGGAUUAUGAAAAUCCUUUAAAGAAGAUGAUGGAAGAAUUUGUACCCCAUAGCAAGUCUCUUUCAGAUGCACUAAUUUCUCUUCAGAUGGUAUAUCCUCGAAGGAAUCUUUCAGCAGAUCAGUGGAGAAAUGCCCAAUUACUGAGCCUCAUCAGUGCACCCAGUACAAUGCUUAAUCCUGCACAGUCUGACACUAUGCCUUGUGAAUAUCUCUCUUUGGAUGCAAUGGAAAAAUGGAUUAUAUUUGGUUUUAUUUUGUGCCAUGGGAUCCUAAAUACUGAUGCUACGGCACUGAAUCUUUGGAAACUAGCUCUUCAAAGUAGCUCUUGCCUCUCUCUCUUUCGAGAUGAAGUUUUCCACAUUCACAAAGCUGCAGAAGACUUAUUUGUAAACAUACGAGGGUAUAAUAAACGUAUUAAUGAUAUUAGGGAAUGCAAGGAGGCAGCUGUAUCACAUGCUGGUUCAAUGCACAGAGAAAGACGCAAGUUUUUAAGAUCUGCAUUGAAAGAACUGGCAACUGUCCUCUCUGAUCAACCUGGCUUGCUAGGUCCCAAGGCACUUUUUGUUUUUAUGGCAUUAUCAUUUGCCCGUGAUGAAAUUAUCUGGCUACUUCGUCAUGCAGAUAACAUGCCAAAGAAGAGUGCGGAUGACUUUAUAGAUAAGCACAUUGCUGAACUAAUAUUUUAUAUGGAAGAGCUUAGAGCACAUGUAAGGAAAUACGGACCUGUGAUGCAGAGGUAUUAUGUGCAGUACCUUUCUGGCUUUGAUGCUGUUGUCCUCAAUGAGCUUGUGCAGAAUCUUUCUGUUUGCCCUGAAGAUGAAUCAAUCAUCAUGUCCUCUUUUGUUAACACUAUGACUUCCCUAAGUGUAAAACAAGUUGAAGAUGGGGAAGUAUUUGAUUUCAGAGGAAUGAGAUUAGAUUGGUUUAGAUUACAGGCAUAUACUAGUGUCUCUAAGGCUUCACUCAGCCUUGCAGAUCACAGAGAACUUGGAAAAAUGAUGAAUACAAUAAUUUUUCAUACAAAAAUGGUAGAUUCCUUGGUGGAAAUGUUGGUGGAAACAUCAGAUCUCUCUAUAUUUUGUUUUUAUAGUCGUGCUUUUGAGAAGAUGUUUCAGCAGUGUUUGGAGCUACCUUCUCAGUCAAGAUACUCAAUUGCAUUUCCACUACUUUGCACUCAUUUUAUGAGUUGUACACAUGAACUCUGUCCAGAAGAGCGACAUCACAUUGGAGAUCGUAGUCUUUCCUUAUGUAAUAUGUUUCUGGAUGAAAUGGCUAAACAAGCUCGAAAUCUUAUAACUGAUAUUUGCACAGAACAGUGUACUCUUAGUGACCAGUUGCUGCCCAAGCAUUGUGCCAAAACCAUCAGUCAAGCAGUGAAUAAGAAGUCAAAAAAGCAGACUGGUAAAAAAGGGGAACCUGAAAGGGAGAAACCAGGAGUUGAGAGCAUGAGGAAAAAUAGGCUGGUAGUAACCAACCUUGAUAAACUGCACACUGCACUUUCUGAGUUAUGUUUCUCUAUAAAUUAUGUUCCAAAUAUGGUGGUUUGGGAGCACACAUUUACUCCAAGAGAAUAUUUGACUUCUCAUCUGGAAAUCCGCUUUACUAAGUCAAUUGUUGGGAUGACUAUGUAUAAUCAAGCCACACAGGAAAUUGCAAAACCAUCAGAACUUUUAACAAGUGUAAGAGCAUACAUGACCGUACUCCAAUCGAUAGAAAACUAUGUGCAAAUUGAUAUUACAAGAGUAUUUAAUAAUGUUCUUCUUCAACAAACACAGCAUUUAGACAGUCAUGGAGAACCAACCAUUACAAGUCUGUACACAAAUUGGUAUUUGGAAACCUUGCUAAGACAAGUCAGUAAUGGCCAUAUAGCUUAUUUCCCUGCAAUGAAAGCAUUUGUGAACUUACCUACAGAAAAUGAGUUAACAUUCAAUGCAGAAGAAUAUUCUGACAUAUCAGAAAUGAGGUCAUUAUCAGAACUACUUGGCCCAUAUGGAAUGAAGUUUCUAAGUGAAAGCCUUAUGUGGCAUAUUUCAUCUCAAGUUGCUGAACUUAAGAAACUCGUGGUGGAGAAUGUUGAUGUAUUAACACAAAUGAGGACCAGCUUUGACAAACCAGACCAAAUGGCUGCACUCUUUAAAAGAUUAUCAUCUGUUGACAGUGUCUUGAAGAGGAUGACAAUAAUUGGUGUAAUUUUAUCCUUCCGAUCAUUGGCACAAGAAGCACUGAGAGAUGUUUUAUCCUACCACAUUCCUUUCCUUGUAAGUUCAAUUGAAGAUUUUAAGGAUCACAUUCCAAGAGAAACUGAUAUGAAGGUUGCCAUGAAUGUGUAUGAGUUAUCAUCAGCUGCUGGAUUACCUUGUGAGAUUGAUCCUGCUUUGGUGGUAGCUCUCUCUUCACAAAAAUCAGAAAAUAUUAGUCCAGAAGAAGAAUAUAAAAUUGCUUGCCUCCUCAUGGUCUUUGUGGCAGUUUCUUUGCCAACACUGGCUAGUAAUGUAAUGUCGCAGUACAGCCCUGCUAUAGAAGGGCACUGCAACAAUAUACAUUGCUUGGCCAAAGCCAUCAACCAGAUUGCAGCAGCUUUGUUUACAAUUCACAAAGGUAGCAUUGAAGACCAAAUCUUGUUAUUUUGUGCUCUUGCAUCUUCCAGUCUUUUGAAAAUUGGCCAGGAGACAGAUAAAACUACAACAAGAAAUAGAGAAUCUGUUUACUUACUGCUAGAUAUGAUUGUACAAGAAUCCCCAUUCCUAACAAUGGAUCUUUUGGAAUCUUGUUUUCCUUACGUCUUGCUGAGAAAUGCAUACCAUGCUGUCUACAAGCAAAGUGUUACAUCUUCUGCAUAA
Elephantulus edwardii (Cape elephant shrew) is the source of this 3516-nucleotide messenger RNA. It is a transcript of the gene NCKAP1, whose product is annotated as NCK-associated protein 1. Gene Ontology annotation, cellular component: SCAR complex. Bases 112 to 3516 code for a protein of 1134 amino acids. The record is from RefSeq and is a predicted model, not a curated record. NCBI's taxonomy places the organism in Eukaryota, Metazoa, Chordata, Mammalia, Macroscelidea, Macroscelididae. Gene Ontology annotation, biological process: neuron projection morphogenesis; cell migration; cell projection assembly. The transcript is spliced from 33 exons.